Molecule: messenger RNA, 706 nt
Organism: Cuscuta europaea
Lineage: Eukaryota; Viridiplantae; Streptophyta; Magnoliopsida; Solanales; Convolvulaceae
Source: the annotation of a GenBank genome assembly
UUACAAACUUGACUUCACCAAACUCGAGCAUAAAGAACUAAACAAGUCCCCGGCCAUAGGAAAUGCGGAGUAUAAUCCUCUAGCGGGCUCUUCACGUCAACCCAAGUUAACAUUAAAUGGAGGGUCUGAUUCCAUUUGUUUACCGGAGUAUCAAGAGAAGCAUAACUCGCCGGCGGUACGAGUGCCUCUCCUCCGGGACGGCGGCGGCUGGCACCUUCAACAUACCACCACACUUCUAUCCUAGUAACUCUAAUGUUGGUGAUGAUGCUGACGACCACUUCAUCGUGGCAGCUAGUACUGACGGGAGGAGGAGACACGGCGGCCGGAAAAUGAACUAUUCCGGUGGGUUUUCGCCGGAGUGUGAAGCCGGAGUUGCUUCUUCUAAGUCCAAACGACUCGGGAAAUUCAAGAGUCACAGGAUGUUCUGUUGUGUGACCGGAUUCUAAGAGGGGAAAGCAACAACUCUGUAUCUAUCAUUAACAAACAUGUACAGUUCGUUCUUGAUUGGUUUUACAAAUAAUUUAUUUUCAUUUUUUUUAUUUUGAUCAUGUAAUUGAAUAUGUAUGAAUUGUAUGAUCAUAUAACAUUCUCAUAUUUAGUAAGUCAAAUAUGUAUACUCCUAAAUAAUUUUGGUCCCUAAUAGUUGUAUGUAUUAUAUUGUUCAGAUCAAAACUUAAAUCAAGUUAGCUCAUUAGCUUGUCAUAUA